AUGCAGCUUUCAGGGCUUUUUGUCACGGCAGUCGCGCUGUUCGCGUCGCAUAUCUACGCGCAGAGCCGUCCUCACGGAAUCGAUACCGGUAAUGAGCUAUGCACAGGCGAGUGUCUGCCUGAUCCUAGACAUCUCCCGUGCAGCAAACCGAAGUCCAAGCUGGGCGAUAUUAGCGCAACCCUAGGUGCGCUAGGGAUUAUGCCUCUGCUUCCCCAGUGUAUGUGUCCAAGUGGUGUCGAGAAUCGGGACUUCUUCGCGCAUGAAAUCUCGUAA
This is a messenger RNA of Aspergillus heteromorphus CBS 117.55, 273 nucleotides long. RefSeq lists its product as uncharacterized. The record is from RefSeq and is a predicted model, not a curated record. The transcript is spliced from 2 exons. The coding region runs from base 1 to 273 and encodes 90 amino acids. NCBI's taxonomy places the organism in Eukaryota, Fungi, Ascomycota, Eurotiomycetes, Eurotiales, Aspergillaceae.